AUGAGAACCUACGAUUACAAGGCAAGCUCCUGGGUGCACAUCUGUGGGGGCUCCAUCAUCCACCCUCAGUGGAUUCUGACUGCUGCCCACUGCAUCCAAAGCCAGGAUGCCGACCCAGCCCUGUUCCGGGUCCAGGUGGUGGAAGUAUACCUCUACAAGGAACAGGACCUUCUGAACAUCAGCAGGAUCAUCAUCCACCCCGAUUACAACCAAUUCAGUAAGAGGUUUGAUGUGGCCCUGAUGCAGUUGACUGCCCACCUGGUCACCUCCACACAUGUCAGUCCGGUCUCUCUGCCAAAUAACAACUCAACCUUCAACUCAACUGACCAGUGUUGGCUGGCUGGCUGGGGCAAUGUUCACCAAAAUGUGGCUCUGCAGCCUCCCUAUCAACUAUAUGAGGUGAAGAUCCCAAUUCAGGAUAACGAGAGCUGUAAGAGGGCUUAUAGGAAGAAAAUUCCUGAUGAAUCCCAAAGUCUGGCCAUCUUUGAAGACAUGCUCUGUGCUGGCACCUUAGGCCGAGGCCCCUGUUUUGGUGACUCUGGGGGUCCCUUGGUCUGCCUGAAGAGCAACAAGUGGGUACAGGUAGGCGUGGUCAGCAUAGGCGUAGAGUGCAGCAACGAUCUGCCGUCAAUCUUUUCGAGAGUCCAGAGCUCCUUAGCCUGGAUCCAUCAGCACAUCUAGUGGACGUGUCUCCCGGCUGCUGCCCAACAUCAGAGACAGCUUCUUGACUCCUCUGAUCUUCCCUUCCUGGACCCUUCCUUGUCCUGCCUUCUUCCCUGGCCUGUCCUUCCCUGCUGACAAGAAUGCCCAGGAAACCCCAGUGUGGGGUUGGGCUGCCUGUGCCUGUAUUUGUCUCAAUAA
This is a messenger RNA of Apodemus sylvaticus (European woodmouse), 861 nucleotides long. RefSeq names its product serine protease 28-like. The transcript has 4 exons. Gene Ontology annotation, molecular function: serine-type endopeptidase activity. Lineage: Eukaryota; Metazoa; Chordata; Mammalia; Rodentia; Muridae. Gene Ontology annotation, biological process: proteolysis. The record is from RefSeq and is a predicted model, not a curated record. The coding region runs from base 1 to 681 and encodes 226 amino acids.